UUUACUUGUCGGUGUAAGUUGUAUUCUUUAAAUAGUUUGAUCUGGUUUUUUUAUGGAUAUAUUUAAAGUAACCGCAAGUAAAGUCAUAUCCAAGCCGAUAGGGGUGUCGACAUCCCACCGAUUUCUGGAGCACUUAGUCCAGCUUUGCGACUGCAACGGAGGAGAUCUCCAUCAGAAUGGCACGGCGAUCGCAGAUCUGGUUGCUCAGGUGUUUUUUGCCACUGCUGCUGUUGGAGGGCGUGGCACCGCCCAAGGUCACGGCCAUCCGCUCCUCGCAGUCGCUGGCCCUGCUGCGCGCCCGCGAUCAGUGCUCCCGUGCCCUCACUCCCGCCCAGCGCCUCCAGCUGGACAAGAUGCAGUACGGGGACGCUGCGCACGUGCGCCUCUACCUGCACUGCUUCUGGACGCGGCUGCAGCUCUGGCAGGACGCCUCCGGGUUCCAGGCCCAGCGCAUCAUCCAGAGUUUCGGCGGCGAGCGACGCCUCAAUGUGGAGCAGGCGAUGCCCGCCAUCAACGGGUGCAAUGCGAAGACGAGGUCCAGGGGAUCGGGUUCGGUAUCGGAAUCUCAGGCAGUGGUCGACUGGUGCUUCCGGGCAUUCACCUGUGUGAUGGCCACGCCAGUGGGCGACUGGUACAAGCGCCACAUGUCCGAUGUCAUCAAUGGAAAUGCCUAAAAAAAAAUAAAUAAAAAAUUUAAAAAACAUUUGAUUUUGGGAAAAAAUUCCUUGAUUUAAGAAAUAACAUACCAAACAUGUCCUUAAAGUUACCUAAAAAAUUACCUUUAACUUACGGCUACAUUCCUUAUUCCGGAAAUAAAGGAAAUUUUCGCGGUAAUAAGCCCUGAAAACCAAAUUCUUAUACUUAAGAAAUAAAAUACUAAGCUAAUACUAUUAUAAACAUAUUAAUAAAAAUAAAUGUAUUCAGUAUUCA
Messenger RNA from Drosophila elegans, 930 nucleotides. RefSeq lists its product as uncharacterized. The record is from RefSeq and is a predicted model, not a curated record. The transcript is spliced from 2 exons. NCBI's taxonomy places the organism in Eukaryota, Metazoa, Arthropoda, Insecta, Diptera, Drosophilidae. Gene Ontology annotation, molecular function: odorant binding. The coding region runs from base 177 to 674 and encodes 165 amino acids.